Molecule: messenger RNA, 2450 nt
Organism: Leptinotarsa decemlineata (Colorado potato beetle)
Lineage: Eukaryota; Metazoa; Arthropoda; Insecta; Coleoptera; Chrysomelidae
Product: electroneutral sodium bicarbonate exchanger 1-like
Biological process (GO): monoatomic anion transport; regulation of intracellular pH; transmembrane transport
Cellular component (GO): plasma membrane
Molecular function (GO): monoatomic anion transmembrane transporter activity; sodium:bicarbonate symporter activity; solute:inorganic anion antiporter activity
Source: RefSeq, a predicted model, not a curated record
UCAAACAUGUAUUACAGGUUUUAGAAACCACGGGGAUAAUAAUCAACGGAAAAACAACCAAAGAAAAUAUAAAAGCAAUAUGUCGUUCAUGCGAAAAAUUCCACCAGGAGCGGAGGCGACCAAUAUUUUAGUAGGGGAGGUGAACUUCCUUGACAAACCGAUAUCAGCGUUCAUCAGACUCAAUACAGGAGUCAUACUGGACAAUCUCACAGAGGUUCCUUUACCAACAAGAUUUUUGUUCAUACUCAUUGGACCGUAUUCUGCAACUGCAGGGUAUGAUGAAAUUGGACGAGCAAUGGCAACUCUCAUGUCAGACGAUGUCUUUAGCGAAGUGGCAUAUGGCGCGCAUGAAAAAGAUCAUUUAUUAAUGGGAUUGGAUGAAUUUUUGAGUGCAGUCAUUGUCCUCCCACCCGGAGAAUGGGAUCCUGCCAUACGAAUAGAACCACCAGCAAACAUUCCUUCCCAAGAAUUUCGAAAACGACCUCCUGAGGAACAUAAUGGAAUCAUUGACGAAAUAGAGGAAAUAGAGAAAUUAAGGGAGGAAACUGGUCUGGCUAGAACAGGGAUUCUCUUUGGAGGUUUGAAAAAUGAUUUGAAACGUAAAGCUCCAUGGUAUUGGUCCGACUUUAGAGACGCUUUAGCCUUGCAAUCCGUAGCUUCGUGGAUAUUUCUUUAUUUUGCUUGUCUUUCGCCAAUCAUCACUUUCGGUGGAUUACUUUCUGAAGCGACUGGACGUCAUAUGGCUGCCAUGGAAUCACUUGUAUCUGGGUGCAUCUGUGGUAUUUUUUAUGGUUUCUUCUCCGGACAACCGCUAACUAUUUUAGGAUCUACGGGUCCAGUUCUCGUAUUCGAAACCAUCGUCUACGAUUUCUGCCAUACUAUGGACUGGGACUAUCUAUCCUUCAGGUUCUGGAUUGGUACCUGGAUUGCCGUAAUUCUUCUUAUUUUGGUUGCUAUUGAUGCUAGCGCUUUCGUGUGUUAUAUAACGAGAUUCACAGAAGAAAACUUCGCGACAUUGGUUGCCUUAAUAUUCAUUUACAAGGCAUUCGAAAAUGUAAUGGCUAUAGGAAAGAAGUACCCCAUCGGCAUAUCAGGCACUGAUUGCUUGUGUUUUAUCAACGACAAUGUAUCUACUACUUUCCCGAAUACAUUUGAAAACAUCUCCCGUAGAACACAAUGCCUUGAACUCAAUGGUACUUUCUCUGAAAGAUGUCUUACAUCAAAAUCUACUUCAAAUGUAUUUCUCAUGUCGAUUCUGUUAUUUUUCGGAACAUUUAUAAUUUCCAUCAAACUCAAAGAUUUCAAGAAUGCCUCAUUUUUUUCUACAAAGAUUCGACUAUUCAUCAGUGACUUUUCUGUUUUGAUAGCAAUCCUUAUCAUGACAAUUUUGGACUUCAAUGUCAGUAUACCGACCCCAAAACUGGAAGUUCCAUAUGAAUUCAAGCCAACUUUACCGAAUAGAGGCUGGAUCGUUCCUCCUUUCAAAAAAAACCCUUACUAUGCCAUACCACUUGCAAUUGCCCCAGCACUACUUGGGACGAUCUUGAUAUUCAUGGAUCAGCAGAUUACUGUUGUGAUAGUGAACAGAAAAGAGUUCAAACUGAGGAAAGGUUGUGGAUACCAUUUGGACCUUUUUGUUCUAUCAAUACUAAUAGAAAUAUGUUCCAUCUUUGGUCUUCCUUGGUUUGUUGCCGCUACCGUGCUGUCAAUAACUCAUGUGCAUUCGUUGAAACAAGAGUCCGAGUGUACCGCCCCAGGAGAUAAACCAAAAUUUUUGGGAGUUAGAGAACAAAGAGUCACGCAUAUUAUGAUCUUUCUCACAAUCGGUUUGUCGGUGUUUCUGACACCGAUAUUAGGACACAUACCAUUGCCAGUAUUAUUUGGGGUCUUUUUAUAUAUGGGAAUAUCAUCUUUGAAAGGACUGGAAUUUUUUGAUAGGAUUUUGAUUAUGUUUAUGUCGAAUAAAUAUCAACCGGAUUAUAUGUUUCUCAGAAAGGUGCCACUCAAGAGGGUCCACCUUUUUACCAUAAUUCAACUCGCAUGUUUGAUUUCUCUGUGGGUGGUACAAUCAUUCAGUCAAAUAUCAAUUCUGUUUCCGGUCAUGUUGGUGGUGAUGAUCGUCAUCAGAAAAUUCCUCGACUGUAUUUUCACCAGACAGGAACUACAAUUAUUGGACGAUCUCAUGCCAGAAAGAUCAAAUAAGAGGAGAUUGGCAAACGAUAAUCUUCCGAUUGGAUUCUGUGCAAGAUUUUCCAGGUUGAUUUUGGGUCCAAAAUUAGUUAUUGAAAAAAAUGACACUUGCAAGCGGAUAUUGAAGGAACCGCGUAGUUGAAGGGUUUAACAAAUACACGGUCAAACACUCCUUCCCACAAUGAUCGUUAAUGACAAUUGUACUUAAUAACAUUAAAACUAUGGGCACAAUCCUAAAAUAAUAUUUAUACUUACAAAUU